GAAUGCGUCAGGGCAACGAUGUAGGAGCGACCUAUCGAUCAGCCAUCUACACAUACACACAGGAGCAGCUUGAACAGGCUCUGGCCUCCAAAGAUGACUAUCAGAAGGUCCUGAUAGAGGGAGGCUUUGGAGAAAUCACCACAGAGAUAGCCGAGAACCAGGAGUUCUACUAUGCUGAGGACUACCACCAGCAGUACCUCAGCAAGAACCCCGGCGGAUACUGUGGCCUGAGCGGCACCGGAGUCUCCUGUCCAAUAGGACUCAAGAAAUAACCACCUCUGUCCAAUAGGGAAUGACCACCAACCUCUGAUUGUCUGAUUUUGACUAGGAAGUGUAAAUUCGCAUUUCCGCUUGCUCAUUGCAAAAUAAGUAUAUUUUCUAUUCCUUUAAAUGGAAGUCACCUUAAUUAUGAUGCAGUACUGAAGCAUAUUCAGGGUUUAUAUAAAAACAGUCCAUAUCUGAGUCUUGUAUUAAUUGAAAUAGUUUGGUAAUCAAGCACCACAUACAUAAAUGAAUGCACAUUCA
Molecule: messenger RNA, 525 nt
Organism: Oncorhynchus gorbuscha (pink salmon)
Lineage: Eukaryota; Metazoa; Chordata; Actinopteri; Salmoniformes; Salmonidae
Product: mitochondrial peptide methionine sulfoxide reductase-like
Biological process (GO): cellular response to oxidative stress
Cellular component (GO): cytoplasm
Molecular function (GO): peptide-methionine (S)-S-oxide reductase activity
Source: RefSeq, a predicted model, not a curated record